GGCUGUUAGACACUGCGAAGAUGGUGGACAAGACACUGCUUCACCAGCGAUGGUCUGACAUCCGGAAAUAUUACGGUUCAAUGAAACAAAAUGUAGCGGUUUUGUACGAACGAGGAUUCUCCUUCGAAAAGAUCAUCAUGUUUUCGAAGGUGGAGAACAUCUUUCUGUGCGCCGUCUUUUUCAUGCUAGACAAGCACGACAUGACUGUCGAAGGGAUGGUGUCGUCGUUUGGAAGUGCCGAGAAAACCAAGUACGAUAACUUUGUCAACAUUUUUAGGAUGAUCGAAUCAGAGGACUACAGGCAGAAGUUGACGGCGGAGGACGAGGCUGCGGUGGCGCCCGAGCCGGAGGAGGGAGUGAAACAGGAGAAGGUACCGGAUCAAACAGCGCAGAAGAGCCGCUUGGGAAGCCAGAGCAGGCAGGAAGAAGAACGGGGCUCGAGGAAACGGGUGCGUUUUGCCGGAGAUGAGGGCGCCAAGCAGGCCGAGGACGACCAGGCUGCCACGGACGGGGCCGUCGUGGCCUGCGAGACCCAGGACGCAGCGGAGCCACACACGAAGCGGCCCCGGCCCGAGUCCGUGCACUACACGGAGCAGGUUGCCGGGCUUGUUUCGGAGCUGCGCACAUCGAUCAACGACUACACGCUGCUCCUCUUGGAGCUGGACCAGCAGCACACCCGGACAGCCAACACAGGCCUCACCCGGGAGCAAAUCACGGCAGAGCUCUCGUCGGCGCUUCGACGGCUGCGGCAGUACGACGACGCCGCCGUGAGGCACGAGCUGGGCCGGGGCGCCGCCCCGGCGCUCUGUGUCCAGCUCCACGGCGACCUCGAGCGCUUCCGCUUCAAGCGCUACGAGGUGCAGUCCCGUCUGCCGCCAGGCGUCCUGACCGACCACAAGGCCCCCGACGACUCGAGCGUCUUCGCCGAUUCCGACGACUCCGACGGCUCUGCCGACAUCGUCCCUGCCACUCCGCUCGAGCAGCAACUCGCCCAGCGCAUUGACGCCGUCCGGGCUGUUGUCGCUGCCAGCCUCGACGGCCCCGACGGCCAUGUCCCCGUCUCCACAGACACCCUGGACCGGGCCGUCAAGGCCGGUGUCUUCAUCUCCCGUCGUUGUGAACAGCAUUUGACGGCCGUGCUUGCGCGUGCGACAGAACUCUGUGUCGCGGCCUCGGACGCCACACGCGCCGCCCGCGAGCGGCUGCUGGAGCUGGAGGAGCGGGGCGAGACCGGUCCGGAGCAGGAGGUGGGGGUGGAGAGAUGAGCAGAGGGCCGGCGGGGGAAGAGCCGAAAAGACGGAAGAAGGGAUGAAGAAGGAAGG
This is a messenger RNA of Pichia membranifaciens NRRL Y-2026, 1322 nucleotides long. RefSeq lists its product as hypothetical. Bases 138 to 1265 code for a protein of 375 amino acids. The record is from RefSeq and is a predicted model, not a curated record. The transcript has a single exon. NCBI's taxonomy places the organism in Eukaryota, Fungi, Ascomycota, Pichiomycetes, Pichiales, Pichiaceae.